AUGCGACCGAAAUGGCUGGUGGUAGGCUUGUGCGGCGUGACCAACAGUGGUAAAACUUCCCUCGCUAAAUCCCUCCAGGCUAGGUACCCCGGCGCUCAUUAUAUCUGCCAGGAUUCAUACUUCAGACCAGUCACUUGGCAGGGGCACAUCUACGUUCCCGAAGUCGACCACUUCAACUGGGAUAUCAUGUCUGCUCUUGAUAUGGAAACCAUGGUGAAUGAUGUACAUCAGCUAGUGGAUGGGGAACCUGAAGGAAGCGAACAAGGUAUUUUGAUUCUGGAUGGAUUCUUGCUCCUAUGCCACGAGGAGAUUAGUAAAAUGUGUAACAUCAAGGUUUACAUAGACCUAGAAUACGAUGAAGUGAAAAGAAGAAGAGAAACUAGAUCAUAUGAUCCCCCAGAUCCUCCUGGUUACUUCGACAAGAUCGUAUGGCCCCAGUCGCGACAGGUCCGUCAACAGAUCAUAUCCACUUUCGGCGACGAGCUGCUUCUGUUAAACGGUAAAGACCUUAUUGAGGCUAAUGCUACUAAGAUCUCGAUGAAGAUUGAUACAUUGCUUAAAUCAUCUUCUCGAUAA
Nezara viridula (southern green stink bug) is the source of this 576-nucleotide messenger RNA. The record is from the annotation of a GenBank genome assembly. Lineage: Eukaryota; Metazoa; Arthropoda; Insecta; Hemiptera; Pentatomidae.